Salpingoeca rosetta is the source of this 1998-nucleotide messenger RNA. RefSeq lists its product as uncharacterized. The record is from RefSeq and is a predicted model, not a curated record. Bases 133 to 1548 code for a protein of 471 amino acids. Gene Ontology annotation, molecular function: mRNA binding. NCBI's taxonomy places the organism in Eukaryota, Choanoflagellata, Craspedida, Salpingoecidae. Gene Ontology annotation, cellular component: nucleus; ribonucleoprotein complex; cytoplasm. The transcript has 13 exons.
CAGAUAUUUUUCGCAUUUUCACGAAAGAAUUCUUCAGCCGGAUCCCGUUCUCCCGCUCUUUCCCCAUCCCCCAACAACACCCGCACCUCGUCUCCCGUCGUGGUCAACGAAACACCCACACAACCCACCAGCAUGGUUGAGACUGAGGAACUGCCACAGAGGCGCGGCCGUGCCCCCCGCCGCCCACGCGGCCGUGGUCGUGGCCGUGGUCGUGGUCGUGGACGCCGCCCCGCUCCCACCUACUCCAAGAACGUUGUUGUCGUGCUCGGCAUCCCUUCCGAUGACCAGCUCGAUAACAUCCGCAACAAGGCCGCGGAGUUUGGCGAGGUGACCAGCGCCGACUGCCGCACCACCAGGAACGACCGCUUCCUGUAUGAGGUUGAGUUUGCCGAGGAGGCCGCUGCCACCGCCGCCGUGAACGCCCUGCAGUUUGGCGAGGACACCUCCGUCGCCUUCAAGCGCCUGCCCCCGCAGCGUGAGGAGCUUCCCCGCGGUGAGGGCGAGCCCACUCUCGUCUACGUCGCCAACAUCAGCACCCUCUCUGACGACGAUGUUCGUGCCAUCCUCGGGGGCUCGAUUGAGGAGCUGAACCGCAGCUCCCACGGCCGCUAUGCGUUUGUUCGCUUCGCCAACGAGGCCGAUGCCGCCAGUGCCCUCAACCAGAACGGCUACCAGCUUGGCGACGGCACGUCGCUGCGUGUUGAGCCGCACCGCCCCAUCAUCCGCCAGGCGCCGAUCCUGGAGGGCGACCCAGACCCCGUCAGGGUUGCCGUCACAGGCCCGCCUGAUGUCCAGGAUGAGGAGCUGAAGGCUGUGAUGGGCGAGGCCGGCCCCAUUUCUCGCUUCAUCCGCCGCAGCCGCCGUGCCGCGUUCAUCACGUACGAGUCGCCCGAUGCCGCCGCAGCCGCCCUCAGCAAGGACGGCCUUGUCCUCUCCGACGGCGCGGGCCCCAUCCACGUGCGCCCCUACGUCAACAUCCGCCGCCCGCGCAACGCCGCCGCCGUGGAGGGCACCGGUGCCCCUGCCCGCCGCGAGCAGGCCGCCCCGAAGCGCCCGCGCGAGCGCCGUGGCCUCGACGCCAACACCGUCUUCGUCGGCAACAUCGAGGGCCUCAACGAUGAUGCUGUGCGCGGCUUUUUUGCCGGCGACAUCACCAAGUACGAGCGGCCGCGCGGCGGGUUUGCGCUCGUCACCUUCGCCACGGAGGAGGACGCAGACGUUGCUCUUGAGCAGAACGACGUCAACCUCAACGACGAGGUGAACCUGGUUGUCUCCAAGGAGAUGCCUCGUCGCCGUCGCCGCCCCCGCCGCCGCGGCCCACGUGAGCGCACUGGCCCAAACACGCGUGUGUUCAUCGCCAACUACCCUGAAGGCACCACCGAGGAUGACUUCAAGGGUGUGUUCCCUGGUGUGCAGUCUGUUGACCUGCGCCGCAACAGCGCCUUCAUGAACUUUGACACCGAGGACAACGCCACCGCUGCCGUCAACUCCAACGGCCAGAUGCUCCUGGGCGACGGUGCUCUUCGCAUUGAGUUCGCUCGUGCUUGAGCCCAAGCGCGCGUUGUGGGUGAGCGUGAGUGAGCGAAAUGAGGACGCUUCUCCGCCUCUCCCUGGUCCGCUGUCAUCAGCCAACGGCUUCCCUCCCGUUUGCAUCCUUCGUUAGCACACACAUCAACUACCCCCCCCCCGCUCCCUCGAAAACCCCCUCUCCCCACCACACACCCAUUUCCCCAAGCCCAUCUUGCCCCCAACCACCUGCAGUCACCUGCCUGAUGGGUGGUGACUGGGCGGUCUUGCGGCUUUGCCUUCCACCCUCCCUCUUGUGUGUGUUUGUGUGUUUGUGUGUGUGCGUUUGUUGUUACAUGUUCUUUUUCUGAAUGAUUGCCACGAGUGAUCAAGUCUUGACUGCUCGGGCCGCUUGAUUGACUGAUUGAUUGAUUGAUGGAUUGUGCACAUUCCCCGUCCUCUCUUUGAUUGUACACAAUCAUCAUCGUCAAA